CGUGUAGGAUACAGUGUGGCUCGAGCAAGGGGCAAGACUACGCCAUCAGAAAUACUUAAUCUGUGUUUUGACCCCUGAAAAACGAUGGACACGCCACUUCCUUCUAAAUUUAGCCACAUUCUUGUCGGCGCUCAGUGAGCAACCAAAGCGCCGUGCUCAUGUAGUAUAGUUUAUGUGCCCAGAAUAAGCUGCUGGUCCCUCGAGAUUGGCUGCAGCUCCGCCGCUCUCCAUUGCUGCUAUGCGGUUCGGCACGUUCUGAGUGCGCGCGACAGAGAACGCUGUCGUCAUCCAGGCGAGAACACACCAGCCAUGGCGCAGGGGAACCACUUACUAACCAUCCCCAAACAAGAGGGGCUUUUCACGACCAUUAAGAACGAUGACUCCCCAGUCGAAGAUGAGGAUGAGGAAGAAACCGAGGAAGACGUGCGCUUCAUACCGCGGUGCUCUCCUGUACCGAGAAAGCGCGGCCCGUCCAUUACAGACGAGACGGCCGAGUAUAUGCGGAUUCGCCUCGCCCUUCCGCAGAGGAGAGUGUCUUUCGCGGACGCCGCUGGAGGAGAUCUGGUCGACGUGCGCGAGAUCGCCGUGUUCGACACGGCCGACGAAGAGGACAACGCUGACUGGGAGGAAGAAGAGGCGAAGUGUCGUAGAGCUUAUCUCGAGCCCGUGUACCGCGUCUGGCCCGAGUUCCAGGCGCGUGCGGAAAGCGACCUGACGCUCGCGGUGCGCGCUAAUAAAGUGGAAGUGGAGAAAGUGACCGCCGUACAGGACGAGCCGCUCGCCUUCGACGCGCUUAUCUGCGUGCUGAACGUUUCUUAUCACAAAUGCGUCUACGUCCGGUCCACCAUGGACGGCUGGAUCACUCACACUGACUCAGCCGCCGAGUACGUGCAAGGAUCCCACGACGGCGAUACCGACAAGUUUUCGGCCAGGCUGUCCUUCGCCGAGCCGUACCUCUUCAACGGAGCACGGAUCGACUUCGUCGUGCGUUAUGAAACGUCUGAUGGGGAGUUUUGGGCGAACAAUUCGGGCAGGAAUUAUUCGGUUUCCCUUGUCGUGUCCUAUGAGGAAGACACGGUCCCGGUUAAUAAGGUAGACGAUCGAGAAAUUAAAGGCAUACUGAAGCCUCCACGGUACAGAGCAGAGGAUGACUCUGACUUCUGUCUGGAUACUGAUGACGGAAAUGGAGAUAAUGCAGAGAGAGAGGCAGCUACUGCACUUUUCUCCCCUGUGUGUCCGCUUGUUAUUGAGCCGGAGAUCGACAUUGAGAUUCCCAAAGCUUUGAUUUCUUCCUCUAAAACUAAAGAAGACCCUACAAUAGCAGAAUGCCCUCUUCUACGUGCUGACAGACAAGAUGAACAUCCUCUACAGGAUUUAUCUACAAGUCCAUCACAAACAGGCCAUCUAGAAAAAGGCCAAGGCAGAGAAUUACUAAUACCCACUGAGAACAUCACAUUUUCCAUUCAGGAUGAAGCCCCAGAUAAUGACCGGACACCUAAUUCUGACAGACAUUUUGUGCUUUCUGCCGAGUCCAACCAACCCUUUUGUCCAAACCGAGAUAACCCCGAAUCAGACACUGCAGUCCAAGAACCUUUUGAUUUAGACAUAAGUUUACCAGCUAUGUUUCCAAGCAUCCAAGAUAUGGGGGAAGACCACAGAGAGAAUGAUGAAAUACAGCCUGGAGAGAGGAGAAUGACACAAUUGCAAGGCCAGACCAGUGAUAUGGAAACGGAAAUUGACAACACUGAUUCUUCAUUACAAGAGCUGCUAGAAUCAACACAGCAAUGUUCCUUAAUGGAAUUGAUCACUGCCAAUGCAAGUAAAGGCGAUGGAGAUUUUGUUCAUAGCACAGGUCAUGACAUCCUGUUUGAAGAAUCACAUGAGCCCUUAUUGGAGAAUCCCGAAAAGCAGAUGAUCAGAAGGGAAACCAGUGGAAAGGAACAAGCAGGUCUAAUGGUAGGGGAAGAACCAGACAUGAUUGCAUCUAGUAUGAGGAAACCAUUUGAACCCACCAACUUGGGGCAGACCAGAGAGGACAUACUGACCAAAAAUGUUCCCAGCCCUCCAAGAUCACCUGACCCAGAGUUAGCCGAAUAUCAACAGCAAGGCCAGGGGCCAGAGCCUGAAGUGAAGGAGGUACCUGAAGUCCUUUCUGUAAAUGUAGACAUUCCAUCUGGCUCUGAAUGCACAUCUCCUAAAGAAGAGAGCCCAAUGCUAACAUCUAUUUCUAGUGCAACAGUGACAUCCCAAAGUUUAUCCACCAUUGUGCAAGCAGUGGCACCUGAGGCUGGCAAACCUUCCAUGACACAGGAGGAUCCUUUAUUUAAUGAAGAGUUUGAAUUGCACUACAAUGACCCUGCUUCAAUUAAGAAACAAGAGGUAUUAGAAAGCCAUCCUGCUCUGUCCUGUAAGAACUUAGAGGCUUCUAAUGCAGAGGUUGAUGUGAUUUUACAUAAGACUCUAAUUCCAUCCUUUGCCUUCCUAAGUGCUUCUGUCUGCUUGAUCGUUGGGUUCCAUGAACCCAGCAUCUUCCUUAUCAUGGCACUCUUUGUAGUUUCCCUCUGUUUUUGAUUUUUUUCUUUUCUUUGGAAAACUCACCCAAGCGCCUUUUUUCUGAACUUGAAAAAUACAAGUACACCUAGUUUCUUAUUAAUGUUUGUGGUGUUUACAAAGCAUAGAUAUAUAUUAGGCAACCAUUAUUUAUUCAGAGUUAUUUUUGUAUGCACUGCCUAUAAUUUAUGUAAUAUCACUGUGAUUAGUAAUAAUGCACAAUCGAUAGAUUAUUCAGACUCAUUAGACUCAUUUCCCGGAUACUAAUAAAUACUGUGAAAAAAAUUGCAUAGCCAUUACACAAGUAACAGUUUUCAGCAUAGUACUCACUGUUUUCAGACAAACAGGAUGUUUGGGACAAAAGUCCUUCAUCAGCGUGCAAGCAAGGUGCAUAUAUUGCACUAAAAUUAAAUAGAUAAUAAUGUAAAUAGCAAAAAAAUCAAAAACAAACAAAAAAAAAACUACUGCUAUAGCAACUACUGCUUAACCCCUCCAUCUCUAAGCUAAUUAGCCUCUGAAUGUGGCAUUGUGGUAUGAUUUCUCAUUUUCUGUGAAAUACACUCAAAAGUUCCUCAAGGUUAGCUCUACCUAAAACUAUCUGUGAAGGCCAUUUAUAAGGUGCUACAGUGAAACUUUAAAGGUUCUCCCAGUGGGACAAACUGAAGACCCCCAAGGGUACAACCUUUUAUUAUCAUAGUGUAAUUGCUGGAUAUAAUGUCUAUAGCCGUGUUUCCACCGAAAUUAAUCGGAACAAUUACUCCCAGGGACUUUUGUCAAGGGACCAUUUGGUUUCUCCAGACCUUUGUUGUCUGCGUUUCCAUUACGGUCUUAAGUACCGUGAAGAUUAGGCAAAUUUAGUCCGGUGACGUUGGUCCGCCGGUCAAACCGCUCCUGUUAUUUUUGUGAUGCUUAAUUUUCUUGUAGCCUUCUUUUAAUUUCCUGAUCUUCUGUCUGCACUGUUCUCUGGUGUGAACAAUGACCAGGUUGCUUCAAUGACUUGAUAAUUUUAAGCAUCUUUUUCAUUGCAGGUCACCAUUUACAGUUCCCGCUGUUUUUCUUCCUCGGCAUAAAUACUUAAGGCCUGAACCUCGUUGUCGGUCCAUUGGUCAUAUUUUUUAAAGAAACUCCAUUGUGUUGAUUCAAUUCACAAUAAACAAAUGUUACUGUACGUAUUGCAACAUACUUUUUAAAAUGGUGUUUGGGGAAAAAACCAAUCAGCAUGUUUAGCGCCCAAGUACCCCCAAAAUUCCUAAACUUUGAAAAAGUAUCACCUCCCGAGUAGGGACUUUCCAGGUAUAUUUUACCUGGAAUUUAGUUUAGACCUGGUCCCUGCGGUGGAACACACAGAGUACCUCCAAAAGUCCCUAGUUCCUAGCGAAAGUUCCUGUGGUGGAAACACAGCUUAUGAAUAAUUCUUGGAUGGUAAUCGGUCCUGCCACUAGGAAACCUUGUCUGUAGCACUGGCACUCCACUGGCACUUACUUUUCCUUCUUGUGACAUUUGAGACCUGAUCAAAUAUACAGAGAACCGACCAAGUGUGGUAAUUAUUUUGCAGACACUUAAGUUUUGAAUGAAUGAUAUUAUGAAUGUGACCUGAUAGCUUCUCCUUGAGCUAUGUUGGUUUUUUUUUUUUUACCCCCCCCCAAUCAACAUAGAUUCCUGGCCAUGUAAGAAAGAUUUAAGACUUAUGAAGUAAUCAACAUAAUAGUGCUAAAGAAAGUAACAUAUUGUUAAAGAAGGUUAUACAGUGUUUGGAGUUCUAGGCAGAAAUUUAUGAAAACUGACCAUCAGUGGCUUAAUUGUGGUAAGUAUAUUCAGGUACAACAUAAUCAACCUAUCUGCUUUCUUCCAUGUAGCAUCAUAAUACAGAAAGUGUUGAUAUGGGUGCAGGCUUUAAUUACAGUGGUUACACACUGGGAGCAUAUUCACAAAGAAGAGAAAUGGCAGGGUUGACCACUUUGUACCAAAUGAUGGCAUACUUAAGGAAUGAAUAUUGACAGGGAUUGGCUAAUGUGGUAGUAGUAAAAUGAUAUCUUAAUGUCAUAAAUACAAUUGCAAUCAAAAUUAUUCAUCCCCUAUUUCAAAUUAGGUUUAUUGUCAAAAUUUACAGACUUUCAGCUGUUUGCAAUGAACAAAUCAAAACAAAAGCAAUUGAAAUAGUUCAACACGAAUGCUUCAAGUGGUUUCCCCAAAUUCAACUGAAAGUGCAAGUUAUAAUGAUUUCUCCAGUUUCUAAAUUAUUCAAUCCCUUCAUGGCAAACAUCUUUAGUACUUAGUAGUACAUCCUUUUGCUGUUAUGACCUGCCACAAACGAGAUGCAUAGCUUCUGACAGCGUUCCUGAGGAAUCUUAGCCUCAUGAGCAAUCGCCUCCAGUUCAGUAAUAUUCUUGGGUUUGCAUGCUGCAACCGCCUUCUUCAAAUCCCACCAGAAAUUUUCUGAUUUGGGACUUCAAGUCAGGUGACUGUGAUGGCCCUGUAGAAUCAUCCAGGACUUCUUCUGCAACCAAGCCUUGGUGGAAUUUUAGGUAUGCUUGGGCCCAUUGUCCUGAUGGAAGGUCCAAUGAUGUCCAAGCUUCAGCUUCCUCACAGAUGGCAUGUUUUCUCCUACGAUUUCCUGAUACUUCAAUGAAUCCAUCUUGCCUUCCACAUGCUGCAGGUUUUCCAGGGUGGAAAGCAGCCCCAGAGCAUCACCAAGCCACCACCAUGCUUAACUGUGGACAGAGUGUUUUUUCCUCUUUCUUCUUCCUCCACACAUCCCGCUGAUCCACGGUGCCAAAAAGUUUUGUUUCAUCGCUCUACAGAACAGAAUCCCAAAACUUCUGUGGCUUAUUUUAUAUGAUUUUGAGCUGACUUUUCUUGUGCUUUUAGGUCAGUAGUGGUGUAUGACUUCUGUUCUGGCAUGGAAAACUUCUGCAUUUAGUAUGCGCCUUACUGUGCUCAUUGAAACCUCGAUGCAUGUUGCCACCAAGUCUUGCUGGAGGUCUUUUGCUGUCACUUAAGGGUUUUUCCACAACUUGCCUUCUCAGGAAUCUGGUUGCAGCCUUUGAUGGCUUCAUUUUUCUGCCCUGCCUGUCCAGGUAUUUCAUGUAUUUUCUGCACCUAGCCAGUUCAGGUAUUUCAUGUGUUCCAGCUCAAGUACACCUUUUGCAACUAAUGAAGCCCUUGAUUAGUUGCAUCAGGUGUGCUUGAGACAACACCUGUUUUGCAUAUUUGUGCUGUUGUGAGGGAUUCUAUUUAGGGGGUUGAAUAAUUUUGAAAAUGGAGAAAUCAUAAUAAGUUGCAUCUUCAGUUGAAUUUGGGGAAACCACUUGAAGCAUUCAUUGUGUUGAACUAUUUCAAUUGCUUUUGUUUUGAUUUGUUCAUUGCAAACAGCUGAAAGUCUGUAAAUUUUGACAAUAAACCUGAUUUGCAAUGGGGGUUGAAUAAUUUGAUUGCAACUGUAUAAAAUGAAAAUUAAGGUGUUGCUGACUCAUUAAAUGGAAACAAUAACCUAAACAUUCAUUAAUGAAAGGAUGUUUAUUUGAAUGUACCUACAUUUAGAGUGCAUCAGAUCAAUUUACACACUUCUUAUGUAACUUCAUAUGUAACUAUACUGUAAUAAUUAAUAUAAUAAUUGUUUAUUGUAACACGACAUCAUGCAGUGGUUUUCAUUUAUGAGUUUACCAUGAUGUUUACAUCAGCCAAUCACUGUUAAUAUUCAAAAAUGAGAAUGGUUGAAAAUGAGAAAUGUCAUGGAAUGUUAUGCAAUAUGUAGAGGGCAUUUAUUGUUUGAUUUAAAACAUGACAUUUGCUGCAACUGCAAUUUUCAUGUGGCAAGUAGUUUGAUCACCAGUAAACUUUGAACACCAGUGGCACUGUAUUACUUAAUAGUUGAUGUGAUUUUUAAGGUUGUCAUUAAAUAUAUGAAAUGUGUUAACUUGACUGCAUUGUUAAAUUGCAAGUUCUUUGUGAGUUUAUGUAAGCUACAACCAAUCAAACAGCACUCACAAAUAAACAGUGGCAGAUA
Messenger RNA from Ictalurus punctatus (channel catfish), 6556 nucleotides. RefSeq lists its product as uncharacterized. Gene Ontology annotation, biological process: regulation of glycogen biosynthetic process. Bases 310 to 2571 code for a protein of 753 amino acids. The record is from RefSeq and is a predicted model, not a curated record. The transcript has 4 exons. Gene Ontology annotation, cellular component: protein phosphatase type 1 complex. Lineage: Eukaryota; Metazoa; Chordata; Actinopteri; Siluriformes; Ictaluridae. Gene Ontology annotation, molecular function: glycogen binding; protein phosphatase 1 binding.